Astrephomene gubernaculifera is the source of this 1690-nucleotide messenger RNA. The record is from the annotation of a GenBank genome assembly. Lineage: Eukaryota; Viridiplantae; Chlorophyta; Chlorophyceae; Chlamydomonadales; Astrephomenaceae.
AUAUGUUGUAGCUUCACGGAACCAUGUUUAUGCAAAUGCGCAGAGCUAUUGCAAGGGGAAGCCGUUGCUCACUUUUCAACUGACGCAUCCCGAGACUGCAUCCACCUGCUUAUUGAAACACCAAUUUGAGUUGGAAGGUAGACACCGCUAACAGAAAAAGAUGACGGCCUCAUCACAACCUACGCGGAGCGGAGGCCGUCCCUACGCUAUCGUUUGGAGCCCCAUCCCGCUUAUUAGCUGGUUGAUGCCCUUUAUCGGCCACAUGGGCAUCUGCUCCUCCUCCGGGCGCACAUACGACUUCGCGGGGCCCUUCACGGUCAAUGAGGACUGCCUGCUCUUUGGUAAACCCACAAGGUAUCUCACGUUGGGGCCCCAGGCUGCCAAGCAAGCAGCAGCGCACAGCUCCGGUGCCAGGUCAGCAGCGACGACCGCCAACCCGCCGCAUAGCAGCUGCUGUUGCACGGAGGACCCCGAGGCAGCUGCAGGGAGGCCGCAGGCGGCAGCAGCCCAGCCCGCUGACCUCAGCGCUGUCUCGGCGACGUGUAGGGAAGGGGAGGUUGGAGUGGGGGCAGCGCGGCUUGAGGCGUCAGCAGGGGCGACGAGGUCAGCGUCAACAGCGGCUGCGGCGGCCAUCUCGCCUCACUCUUGGGAUCACCGAUUGGCGUUUGCGGCUACAACAUAUCGGCUGAUGCAGUACAACCUGAUGACCUGCAACUGUCACUGCUUCGUGGCGCACUUCCUCAACCAGAUAGCCUUCAGGGGUGGCGGUUGGGAUAUGGUCAACCUGGCUGCCCUGGUGUUCCUGCGGGGCCGCUACACCUCCCUAGGUGGUCUGUUGCACACUUGGCUGCCCUGGGUCGUACUGGUGGCGCUGGGGGGCUACUUUGGGCGGUUGAUCUUCCUGGCCAUCUACCUGGCCCUCUGCGUGCCGCUGCUGGCCUGGUUCCUGGUCUACACAUGGUGCUGCUGGCGGGACCUCAGCCCGUGAGGGGAGGGAGGCAGGCGGGUGGUGGUGGUGGUGACAGAGGGGAAACCUACCGAGGCGGGUGGCGAUGCGGAUGCGGGGUGGGGUUGCGCCUUGAAGCCUGGGAGGUCUGUUUGGGACACAGUUGCAUAUGCAUGUGUGAGCGUGUGGGUAUGUAUGCGGCAGCGAUGACUGAAAGAGAAUACAACAAGAAUGAAUGACUGUUAUCGCGGUCCCCAAGGAUAAUAGAUAGAACACAUGUAUGAAUGAUGCUUGCAACAUCGUAAGCCGUGAUAGUGGGAGCAAAACCCGUGCUAUACAUGAGCAUCGCUACGUGUACAUAUUACAACGCUGACAAACUGAUGUGUACGACGGUAUGGGCAGGUGGGGCUUGCAUGCAACGUCAUGCGGUGGAGCAUGCACACGUGCUGUGGGCACACACGCGCCUGUGCUGUUUGGCAUUCAUAGCUACGCUGUUGCCUCGGACUGCGUGGAUGCUGUCACAGGUGUUGGUAAGCUGCCCCUUUGCUGGUGGUGCAGCAGCGCAUGCAGUGACACGUGGAGUGGCUGCCUUUUGCGACGCGCGUGCACUGGUGUGGUGCUGGCUCGGGGUGAGGAUUAGGUAGGUAGGUAGCACGCCCUGUGCGUACAACGGUAUGAACGGUAUGCAUGGCUUGUGCUUAGCCAGGAAUCCGUACCCUUACACUGUAACGAAGGAAACCCGGG